Wyeomyia smithii (pitcher-plant mosquito) is the source of this 1751-nucleotide messenger RNA. RefSeq lists its product as uncharacterized. The record is from RefSeq and is a predicted model, not a curated record. The transcript has 3 exons. The coding region runs from base 609 to 1448 and encodes 279 amino acids. NCBI's taxonomy places the organism in Eukaryota, Metazoa, Arthropoda, Insecta, Diptera, Culicidae.
GUUGGUUCGCCGCAGUACGUCUUCCGCUGCGGGACAUGGCUGUCGGGGGCCUGGUUCUGGUGUGUAGGUAAACGUCAGGCCGGUGGCGUAGAUUAUACCGUCGUUGCGUACCAACGAGAUAGGCACUUGCGUUGGCUGGCGCACCUAAUUAGUAACGAAAGAUAAAAACUCAUUAGGCUUAUGAAGAGAUUAUUGGCAAAACACUAGAUGAAGCAUUCAGGUGCUCAACCAGGAGUUUUGUUGAACUCUUCCUGGUUUAUUGAGUGCUUCCGAUAUAUGAUUCCCAGAGCAGUGACAACAAAUCCAACCAGCUACAUAGUAGACCCUAACACAUGCACAACCUUUCUAUAACAACAGGUUUUCCCAUUAUUAAAUCGAUAAUAUCAAAACAUGCAAUCUCGAGUGAGUAACAGCACUUGGCGCAUCAACAAUACACAAUAGCACUGCACGAACUAGUGGGAAAGAAGCUUCCUCAAAGAAAAGGCGCAGUACUAGGUGCUGCUGCAGCCAAGACGAGUAAAAUUGUUACUAGAUCUAAGCUAGAUCUUAUGAAUAUUUAAGCGACUAGAGUCAAUUGUUCCCGCAAGCUGCUCUAGCAGACGAUUAGGAUGGACGAUCUAUUCGGUAAAAAGAAGGAGGUGGUUCCCAUACUUGACCUCUCCCGGUCAACGGCUAUGUCCCGAGAAGAGUUCAAAAAAAUGUACGAGAAGGUUCCAGACUACAAGAUGCGUCCCAUCAAGGUGCGCCCGGAGGAAAUACGUUUCAAAGACAAGGACGCUAGUUACAAAAUGCCCAAAAAAGAAAUGCGAAUGUUAAUCAAAAACGGUGGGGACAGGGACAAAUUGUACACCUACAUGGAUCCUAUUCCGAGUGAGAUGCGAAAUCUUGUAAUAAUGGAGCUUUGCAGUGUGUCUAUCGAUUGGAAAAUGUUGACUCCGCAGCGACCGAAGACUAAAACAGAGGAAGAUUAUUUUAGCAAGUUGGUCGAGCUGGGGAAACUGCAAAUCAAAACCGAACAGCGUGAUAAGCGUGAGAAUCAGCUUUCGUCGUCGGUGCGCAAAGUAAAGAACAGAUCCGGCAUCAUUGAGUCACGCAUAUUCACCUGUCACGAGUGCCUGGAAGAGUUUUGCAAUGGGAAAGUCUGUUUGGACUUCAAUUACGACCUGUACACGCGAGUUGCACCGAAAACGGCUGUUCAGAAAUCCCACUCGCAGCAGCUCAUUAGCGGCGGUGGUAACACCAGCAAGGUGCUGGCGGAGUUGAACCAAAAAAGCAUCGAUAGUGGUAGUGGCGGUAGCUCUAAAAAGACGCGUCGUCCUAUCCGACGGAAAUCGAAAUCGAAAGUAAAAUCCACCGAGGAUAAUGAUGGCAAUCAAAGUGCUGGGGGCGGAGGACAUUCGAGCGUCAAAAAGAAAAGCAAGAAAGUCUCUGGGAGUCCAAUGAAAUAAAAUAAAGAUUAUUAGAUAGACACAGAUUAGUUAGCGCAAUUCACUAAACUAUUAGCUACAAAUAUUAGUAAUCUGCAUAAAGUUACCUUUCCACAAUCUACCACAUAUACGCUUACACUAGAAUAGUUGUUUUUGGAAAGAAACUCACCCACGACCACUCUCCACGAAAUUGCGAGAUGUCCGGCACCACGCAGAGCAACGAUUCCGCACAGCGAUACAUGGUUUCCGCUUCGACAUCACCGAACCACGCUUGCAACGAUGGCGUGAAAUUGUCACCCGUAAUUUCCAGCAUGGCUACAUCGC